AACUGGGAUAUGUCCAGCCAGAAUCUGAAGAGAUAGAGAAUCUCGGAGUGGACGAACCAUGUCAGGGACAACAACACCAUCUCUAGCUCUUUCAAAUUUCAGACCAAGAUUUCAAAAUCCAGUUAAAACCCACCAUUUAAAUCCACUCUCUUGGUCUGUUUCAAGAAGAAAGAUCUUGCCUUCUAAGGUUCUUCGUCUUCACCAGGAAAAGAAAACACAACUAUGGAGAGUCUCUGCAACUCCAGAGGAAAUAUCUAAAGAGAUCGUUUCUUCUGAUUCUUCUUCUUCUGAAGCAAUUGUUUCAAGUGGUGAUCCAGAUGGUGUUGCUUUGAUUAUACAAGUACUUCUCUUUGUUGCAUUUCUUGUUCUCACUGUUCUCACCAUUGGUGUUGUGUACAUUGGGGUGACUGAGUUUCUUGGGAAGAAGGAGAGCGAGAAGUUUGAGAAAGAGGAGGCAGCAAAGAGGUCUAAGAAAGGUGGGAAGAAGAAGGCUAUGAGAGCCAGAGCUGGACCAAGAGGUUUUGGUCAGAAGAUUGAAGAUGAUGACAUUGACAUUGACAUUGAUCUUUAAUGAUUUUGUUCCAUUGCUAUUAGAGAGACCAAUAUUGAUUUUGUUUGUGAGGUUGCUCUGUGAUUGUCG
This is a messenger RNA of Capsella rubella, 640 nucleotides long. RefSeq lists its product as uncharacterized. The transcript is spliced from 2 exons. The coding region runs from base 59 to 571 and encodes 170 amino acids. The record is from RefSeq and is a predicted model, not a curated record. Lineage: Eukaryota; Viridiplantae; Streptophyta; Magnoliopsida; Brassicales; Brassicaceae.